Messenger RNA from Clunio marinus, 270 nucleotides. The record is from the annotation of a GenBank genome assembly. Lineage: Eukaryota; Metazoa; Arthropoda; Insecta; Diptera; Chironomidae.
AUGUUUGGCAUGAGUAAUGAAGAAAUUUUGGAACCAUUCAAAAUAUUUGAUUGUGGAAAAGCAUUGUGGGAUUGUUGGAAAAUUCUAAACAAAGCAAUAAAUAACAUUUCGACAUUAAUGUUUCCUUCCUCAAGCAACGAAGUGACAUCAACAACAUCUUUGUGUGUUGACAAUGAUAAAACAGAAAGUAGUUUACGUCACUCCAUAACUCUAAUAACAAUACAUCACCAACGGCAUCAUCAUCAUCAUCGUCAUGCUCUGAAAUGGUAA